Trichoplax adhaerens is the source of this 564-nucleotide messenger RNA. RefSeq lists its product as uncharacterized. NCBI's taxonomy places the organism in Eukaryota, Metazoa, Placozoa, Uniplacotomia, Trichoplacea, Trichoplacidae. Bases 1 to 564 code for a protein of 187 amino acids. The transcript has a single exon. The record is from RefSeq and is a predicted model, not a curated record.
AUGAUUCCUAUGGCAAAAAGUAGAAAGAGCGUAGCUGUUAGUGUCUACGUUGAACUUUGCCGGUUAUUAACACAACCACCGUCGGAAACCAGCUGUAGCGAAUUGUUAGAGUCUUGCAGACGCUUUCAGCAACUCAUGAUAUGCACAUGGUGUAGAAGAUUGGUGGUCUUUCCAGUAAAAUCCAAAUUAUGCUGUCAUUACGUGUGUAAGCACUGUCGAUGGACUGGUCGAAAUCAGACUGCAUUAUGUCAGAGUUGUAAUAAUCGUGAACGUUUUGAAAAUGCAGUCGAUGAAGAAUGCAAAAGUCUAGUUAAAUGCUUCAAUUGCUUAGCCAAGUAUGUUAGCGCCAUCGUCGAUGACCUAGUUGGAAAUGCAAAAACCAAAAUUCAGUUAAAUCAGCUGCUCAUACAAAUACAAGAGGAUUAUCGCUGCGAAGAUGAAAUCUUCCAUUCUAUGGAUGCAAUGGAUGAAGAAUCGAAUAGGAAAAAGCGUCGUGGUGAUACAGAAUUUCUGAUAGAUGCUUUAAGUCCUAAAGAGAGAAUAAAUCUAUCUACACUAGAUUAA